Molecule: messenger RNA, 1470 nt
Organism: Prunus mume (Japanese apricot)
Lineage: Eukaryota; Viridiplantae; Streptophyta; Magnoliopsida; Rosales; Rosaceae
Source: RefSeq, a predicted model, not a curated record
AUGCUAUCUUCCAUCUUCUCCUCCUAUGCGUUACUCUUGUUGUGCUUUUCUCACCACCUGUUUUGCUCUGCUACUGCUAGAGAUACUCUAACGUCACGUGACGAUCCAAUUAGGGACGACGGAUCAGAAAGUCUUGUUUCAGCUGGAGGACGAUUUGAACUGGGAUUCUUUACACCUUCAUCUACAGAAGCAGGAACGUCUGGCAAUGGAAGAUAUGUUGGUAUAUGGUAUCAUCAACUGGCUCCAAGGACAGUUGUAUGGGUUUCCAACAGAGAUACGGCGGUUCCUGCCAAGUCUACUGGAGUUAUUGAAAUCAAAGAAAGUACCCUCCAUGUGUCGGAUGCAAUUACUGGAAAGUCUUAUUGGUCAGCUAAGUUUGAAGCCUCCUCUUCUGCUCUCAACCCGAUGGUGAAGCUCAUGGAUUCUGGGAACCUGGUGUUAAGUGAUGGUGACGAUCGGGUGGCAGUGAAUAAUAUUUUGUGGCAGAGCUUUCAAAAUCCAACUGAUACAUUCAUUCCUGGGAUGAAAAUUGAUAACGACAUGGAAUUGACUUCAUGGAGAGGUGAAGACGACCCAGGAUUUGGGAACUUCACCUUCAAACUAGAUGUAGCAGAAGACAACCAGAAUCAGUAUAUGAUCACAAAAUCAAAAUCGAUUGCUUACUGGAAAAGUCGAGAACCAGGAACUGGUACAUUUGUCAUUUCAGAUGAAAUACUUCCAGAAGUUGCUUACUUAUUAUCAAAUUUCAGCCAGAGUUAUUUUAAAAAAAAAACCUCCUCCAGGAUUUUCAAUUCUACAAGUAGGAAGUCUUAUAAGGGCAUAGCAAUUCUGAAUCGGACAGAAUACAAUCAUACAAGAUUGGUGAUGGAUUUUAAGGGGAAUAUACAGUUUUGGAGGUGGCUUAAGAAUAAUUGGACUAUGAUAUGGUCAGAGCCAAAAGAUCAAUGCAGUGUGUUUAAUGCUUGUGGGAACUUUGGCAGCUGUAAUAUGAAUAAUUGGCCGUCAGUGUGCAAAUGCUUGCCAGGCUUCAAACCCACGUCUCUAGAUAAAUGGAAGUCUGGGGACUUUUCUGAUGGAUGCACAAGAGGGCCACCAUUAUGUCACAACAACGAAACAUUCUCCACUUUAAAGAUGAUGAAGGUGGGAAACCCAGACAUACAAAAUUAUGUUAGCAAUGAAAAAGAAUGCAAGAACACCUGCCUCGAGAACUGCCAGUGUAUUGCUUACUCAUAUGCUGAAGCUGCUAACUCAUUUGCUAAAGCUGGUAAAACAAGGGGAAAGGAUGCUUAUACUUCUACGUGCUGGAUAUGGGACUCGCAGAAUCUAGAUAGUCUUCAAGAAGAGUAUGCUGACGGCCGAAACCUCUCUGUUCGCGUUUUCUUGGCUGAUUUAGGUAUUCUACUUCUCUAUUGUCUUUCACUUCUUCCUAUGUUCGUGUACACAAUCAUAUUGGCUAUUAUUAUCUGCUAA